AUGGAAGAAGUAGAUGAAGUACUAUGGAAUGAAAAAAUCCAGGAAGAAAAAGAAGAAGAGGAAAUGGACGAUGAAGAAUUAGAGAAACAUGAUUAUGAAACCAUUAAGAUAUUGUUGAUGGCAAUAGAAGCAAUAGCUCAAGUGCUAAAUGCUUUAAUGGCUCUCAUACAUGAUGGUCAUAUUGAACGUUUGUUAGCUCAGACGCCCAAUUUCUACAAUUGGGUACAAUUAUAUAAAUAA
Molecule: messenger RNA, 240 nt
Organism: Prunus armeniaca (apricot)
Lineage: Eukaryota; Viridiplantae; Streptophyta; Magnoliopsida; Rosales; Rosaceae
Source: the annotation of a GenBank genome assembly